This is a messenger RNA of Pecten maximus, 3382 nucleotides long. Its product is annotated as retrograde protein of 51 kDa-like. The transcript has 13 exons. The record is from RefSeq and is a predicted model, not a curated record. The coding region runs from base 189 to 2255 and encodes 688 amino acids. NCBI's taxonomy places the organism in Eukaryota, Metazoa, Mollusca, Bivalvia, Pectinida, Pectinidae.
CACACCAGCGUCAGUGUGGUGGGACUACUGAACGGUGUGCGUCGCUACUGUGUGUUCUGUCACCAGCGGAUCGGUCCAACUUUUUUGGGAAUUUUCUUGAGACAGUUUCUCAAACAAGGCGGAUUUCACCUUAUUUCUUUAAGGAGGACUUAAGUUUAUUUGUUUAAGUAGCUUUAUUUUGCAUAAAAAUGUCGAAGAAAGGUUCAGUAAAGCUUGGAUCCAAUGACAGGGGAAUUGUCAUCAACAGAACCUCCACAAGUAUACCACAUCAACGCUUGUCCAUGGGAGGCGCGGGUUUAGGGGGUGGCUCGUUUUCCAUGUCUUCCAGGAUGUCCAUGGGAGGAGGCAAUAUCACAUUGCCAGCAGGGUCUGCAAGCUCAGUAACAAGCGAACACAUUCGCGGAGUGAAGGAUCGAAACCAGAUGGAAAAGAAAGCUUUCCAAGAAUGCAACAUGAAGUUGGCUAAGAAAGUGGAGAGGGAGAAGUUUCUGGUUGCCCAAAACAAGAUUCUUCUCGAGGAACUGAACAUCCUAAGAGGGAAAAAGAAUCUGGACCGUACUGACAUAGAAAAAGAUUGUCUCCAGGAGUUGGAAGCGUACAAGGAAAAGGUGGAAAACGCAAUCAAGGAGAAGGCGGAAUCAUUCGCACGCAUCGCUAAUCUGGAGGACCAAGUCAACGAUGUCAAUAAAUUGAAUGAAACUCAGGAAGGAGACAUAGCGGCCCGUAUUAAGCAGAUCGAGCGCUUGAACACACAAAUGGGGGAUAUGGAAGGGGAGAACGCCACACUCAGACGAACAAUUGGCACGCACGAGGACGAAAUCAAACGUCUCAAGUUAAUCAUAGAAGAAUUCAAACAAAAUGUUGCGGAUUGUAGAGUUAACCUUGAGGAUGAGUGUAAGCAGCGAAUCGAGACGGAGAUGGCAUUGAACCUUGCGAUGGAUGAGCGCGACUUCACUAUUGCAAUUUUAGAAAAGGAAAUUGAUGAGCUGAAGAAAUGCCUGAAUACAGAUGUCGGACAGUUAGACAUUAAGAACUUAUGGAAGGGCGAGAUAACCUCAUGCAUCAAGCAAUUGCAAGAAGACAAUGAUGCUGAACUCACCAAAAUCAAAGCCGAGUACCAGACGAGAUUCGAUAGCCAGAUGCGACAAAUGAACGCUGGCCAGAUGAAAGACAAUGCUAAUCUGGUGAAACUCCAGUCAGAAAUCGAAAGACUGAAGAGCAAGAAUGUCGAUCAAGGACCACUUAUUGCCGAGUUGAAUGCCAAGGUGCUGGCAUUAACGCAUGAAAGAAAUGGACUGACAGAUGCCUUCGCAGAUGCAACUGAUAGCUGGGAGGAGGAAAAGAGACAACAUUUGAAGGAUAUUGCGACACUUCAACAGCAGCUGAAUGAACUCCUGGAGAGAUUCGAAGACCUACAGGACGUUAAGAUGACCUUAGAAACGGAGAUUUCCACUUAUAGGAGACUGUUGGAAGGCGAGGAAGACAGUAUGGAUCGAUUUGUUACCAACUCAUCCGGCGCCAGGAGCCCUGGAGCAGACAAGCUGAACGACCUUGUCCAAACCAGCAGCACAAUGGGAUACAUCAACCAAAGUUCCUCGAGCAGCAUGAGCGGAGGAGGCUUUGGUGGAGGCAGUGGAAGUGGAUUUGGUGGAGGCAGUGGAAGUGGAUUUGGUGGAGGCAGCGGAAGUGGAUUUGGUGGAGGCAGUGGAGGUGGAUUUGGUGGAGGCAGUGGAAGUGGAUUUAGUGGAAGCAGUGGAAGUGGAUUUAGUGGAGGCAUGGGAUUUGAAGAUGGGGUUCAAAUGCAAAUGAGCUCCUCAGGCAUGGGUGGUGCCAGCCAGCUCAGCAGUUCCGAAGGAAAAGUGUUCAUAAAGAAGAAGGCUUCAGGACCGCUCUGUAUUGAGGAAGCACAAGGCAGUGGUGCUUUUGUUACACUGUGUUACGGCACAAAGGAGAAGAAACCAUCAGCAACAAAAGCCGCUCAGCCUUUGAAGCCCAUGAACCUUGAGGGAUGGAAGGUGAUCCGAUGUAUGGAAGGAGACAAUGACCCAUGCGCUGUCUUCGAAUUCAGAGAUGAAUAUAUCAUGCACCCAGCUGCCAAAAUGAAGAUUUUUGGUGCGAAAUACAGCAAAGACGCUAACAUAAAGAACGGAGAUCUUGUGGCACCUUUCCAAACGUGGAAGAGUGGAGGUGGAAAAUUUGCUCUCAUCGACAAAACUAAGACGGAGAAAGGCUUCCUUACCAUCGAGUUCAAAUAAACGGACUGGACAGAUUAUCAACCUUUGAAGGAAUUACGAACGUGAAAGCCUGGAUCUGUGUGGUAGAAACUCCGCUUGACCCACAGUACCGAUUUGCGCCAUAGUGUACAUGGUUUUAUAUAAUGCUUGAACUGCUUCAUAAUGGCAAUACGCCAAUUAAUGUACUUAUGUGGUGUUAAAAGUGGACCUGGUGUGGACGUGUUUGAUCAGAGUGAAGAACAGGAUAAACAGGAUACAACAAAUCCAGGACUUCGACGGGGAAUCGCGCAUAUGAAAACAUGAAUCAACGGGAAUGACUUUUUUUUAUGAAUUAUGUAAAUCAAUAUAUCUUAAAUGUCACCUUUUUCAUAAAGUGAGCGAGUUUGAUAAAUACAUUUCAUUUAGAUGUAGAUUAGUUCCAGAAUUCCUUUUAUAUAUUGAGAUUUUUUGUAUAAAUUUAUAUGCAUUGUAAAUACAUUGAUAUAACAAUGUUAUGAGCUCUUACUGAUGGUUGUGAUUAAGUAUAAUACAUAUGCCUAAAUUUUGUUAGACCAUUUAUGUAACGUGGAAGGAGAAGAAUAAGGUUGUGAGCUUCCGACAUUCCUUCGAUAUGUGACAACGAAAUAAGUUAUCAUUUGACAUGCAUUACGAAAUCUUUAGGCAAGCUACAAUAUAAAGGUUGUGAUGUUAACAGUACAAUGCCAUAACAAUUUCCGAAAAUAUAUCUGUAAAUGUAUUCAUUUCGUUAGACGAAGAAAGUAUAAAAUCUUUCCAGUGAUGAUAAAGCUUCAAAGUUUGAACUAAUUAUUGGAAUAGUAUAUACUGCCGACUUUCUUUAAAUCGGGAUGACAAUGCUGCACUGUAAAUGCUACAGUAAAAUGUAUUUAUUUAAUUACUGUUAGUUAGAUCCCCUUACUCGUCAAAACAACAGUAUACAAAGCAAUAUCGUUGUAGUGUUUGUGAUAUGUCCUCGUCGUGUACAGAGACUUACGAAAUCAAAACUAAAAAAACCCAAGUGGCUUCCACCAUGAAAUGGCAAAUGUAUUUGGACUUGUUUGAAAAUAACAGAUUCUUUUGAAAUUAUACUUUAUUGCAUAUUACUGUAAGUGCAAAUUAUAUUUUAAUAAAUUUUAUUAUGCGUUAAAAUA